Messenger RNA from Stereum hirsutum FP-91666 SS1, 189 nucleotides. RefSeq lists its product as uncharacterized. The record is from RefSeq and is a predicted model, not a curated record. The annotation marks the transcript as partial. Gene Ontology annotation, biological process: multicellular organism development. The transcript has 2 exons. Lineage: Eukaryota; Fungi; Basidiomycota; Agaricomycetes; Russulales; Stereaceae.
GUCCGCCGUCUUUCAGCCAAGUCUACCGGCGGUGGUGGACGCAAGAAGCUCUCCCCGUACAACAAGUUCAUGCAGACCGAGAUGGCCCGCCUGAAGGAGACUGAGCCCGACAUUCAGCACCGGGACCGGUUCAAGCUCGCGACUGCGAACUGGAAGACCGCGAAGGAGAACCCGAAGAACGCUGCCUGA